AAGCAGGCGGAAGCAGGAGGACAAGAAGGCGUUGGAUGGCAAAGAAUGUAUGGCCCAGUCCUGCUCUCUCUUUACCAUUAAUUUUUUUGACAAUUUUGUUGCCAACUCCAUUUUGUCCUUGAGGCAGUUUUGAAGACUGUGAUGUCCGUGAUACACUUGAAAAAGAUUUUUUGGAGUUUGUCUCUUAUCUCUGCCAUAUUAACGAUAUGCUAUGUGGGAAUUCCUUCCCGCGCUGUAAUAGAACAUAUCAACUGGAUAUAUUUUUAUGAGUAUCAACCUGUUUAUAAGCAGAAAUUUGUCUUCACGCUACGUGAGAGAAUGAAAUGUGAAGAGAGCAACCCAUUUUUGGUUAUUUUGGUGACUUCAAGACCUGCAGAUCUGAAGGCAAGACAAGCCAUCAGGGUAACAUGGGGCUCUGAGAAAUCCUGGUGGGGUAAACAAGUUUGGACACUAUUUUUGCUAGGCCGAAGCAGAGAAACAGAAGACAGUUCAACCGUAUCAAUUGAAGAUGAAAGCAUUCUCUAUGGAGACAUAAUCUGUCAAGACUUCCUUGACACGUAUGACAAUCUUACCUUAAAAACCAUCAUGGCCUUCAGAUGGGUGGCUGAGUUUUGUUCCAAUACUCAGUAUGUUAUGAAAACUGAUUCUGAUGUCUUCAUCAACACUGGCAACUUAGUGAAAUUUCUUCUAAAACAAAAUGCUUCAGAAAACUUCAUUACUGGAUACCCCUUUUUUAAUAGUCACCCUAACAGAGUACUUUACAUGAAAACGUAUGUUUCUUACGAUGAGUAUCCAUUUAAUAGUUAUCCUCCAUACUGUAGUGGAUUUGUGUAUAUCCUUAAUACCAGGCUGGCUUGCAGGGUUUAUGAAAUGAUGCAUCAUGUCAAACCUAUUAAGAUUGAAGAUGUCUAUGUCGGGAUUUGUUUAAAUAUUCUUGGCGAGAGUAUCUAUAUUCCAGAAGAUGCAGAACUCUUCUUUUUAUAUCGAGUUAACUUUGAGAUCUGUAAAUACAAGCACUUGAUUGCAGCACAUGGCAUCUCUUCACACGAAAUGAUUAGGUAUUGGCAAGAAAUAGUGAAAGAGACUUCAGUUCCUUGCCAGUGAUGCCCCCCUCGGGUUUUAAAGCCCCCUUCAAUUCAGUGUGACCGAAUCUUGGUGGAAUGUCUCUAAGGCUGGCCUCUUUAAUUUAUAUUGUAGGAAUUGUACUAACAUUUAUGAAGACCUUAAAUCAGUGUUUCCCAACC
Molecule: messenger RNA, 1244 nt
Organism: Sphaerodactylus townsendi
Lineage: Eukaryota; Metazoa; Chordata; Lepidosauria; Squamata; Sphaerodactylidae
Gene: B3GALNT1
Product: beta-1,3-N-acetylgalactosaminyltransferase 1 (globoside blood group)
Exons: 2
Coding region: 142-1104 (320 amino acids)
Cellular component (GO): membrane
Molecular function (GO): N-acetyl-beta-D-glucosaminide beta-(1,3)-galactosyltransferase activity
Source: RefSeq, a predicted model, not a curated record